CCGGGAUAGAGAGAGUUGACAGGAGUGCCUGGUCACAGUUCAAGCUUUUCUCCUGCUGCUGGAAACGUGAACUGACAGAGACUCCGAGAGUGGAUCAUUCAAGCUGUUAGACUUCACAUCAUGAGUGGACCGACAAAUGUUCAGUACCAGUCAGGUCUUUACGGAGGAAACAACAACAGCAGCUCUCCUCUCUCCAGCCGUGGAAGUUCACCCAUCGUGUGUGAGCGCUGCGGGGAGGUUUGUCGCGGGGAGGUGGUGCGCGUCAAGAACACACAUUUCCAUGUUCACUGCUUCACCUGCCAAGUUUGCGGCUGUGACUUGGUGCACUCGGGUUUCUUCCACCACUCUGGAGAGUACAUCUGCACCGAGGACUACCAGCGGCUCUACGGGACCCAGUGUGACAGCUGCGACCAGUACAUCACUGGAGAGGUGGUAUCUGCCCUAGGGAGGACAUACCACCCACACUGCUUCGUCUGCAGCAUCUGCAGGAGUCCGUUCCCGAUUGGCGACAGGGUGACCUUCUGUGGGAAGAAGUGUGUGUGUCAGCAAUGCUCACACUCUCUGAACAGCGACAAGCCCGUCAAGGUCCAUGGACCAAGCUAUUGUGCAGGCUGUGGCGAGGAGAUCAAACAGGGUCAGUCUCUGCUGGCUCUGGAGAGACAGUGGCAUGUCAGUUGUUUUAAGUGCCGAACGUGCGGCUGUGCGCUCACUGGAGAGUACAUCAGCAAGGAUGGGAUACCUUACUGUGAGACUGACUACCACUCCCAGUUUGGGAUCAGAUGUGAGAGCUGUAACAGGUACAUCAGCGGCAGAGUACUUGAGGCUGGGGGGAAGCACUACCACCCCAGCUGUGCCAGGUGUGCCCGCUGUCACAUGAUGUUCUUGGAAGGAGAGGAAAUGUACCUUACAGGUUCAGAGGUUUGGCAUCCCAUGUGCAAAGAAGCAGCUCGGCUGGAGAGAAAACUGAGGCUGAGACGUACCUCUGAGACGGCGUCCAUUUCUUCUCCAGGCUCCUCUCCUCUCCUUGGCUCCCCUCACCGCCUUAUCUGUUCUAAGCCUGACGGUGAUGUUUUGGACUAUAAGCAGCUGGUGUCUCUGCCCAGGGUCAAAGCCAUAUAUGACAUCCAGCGGCCUGACAUCAUCCCUUAUCAGGCCGACCAUGCACACACAAACCACUCAGAUGACACUCUGGAGCGAUACAGCUGUGGGCAGUCAUUGAGCUCCUUAUCACCGUACUCUCAUGAUGUUUUGGACGGCGUGGAUUUGAGAACGAGGCGUUCCUCCAGCUCUGCCUUCACCGACUCUCCUGUGCACAGUCGCCAAGGAGGUUCCCCGCUGCAUUAUUAUCUCCCUGGCAGUGAGAGUGGCAGGAGUUCACCCUGUUACAGUCAGCCAGAGCCCAGGUGUGCCACACCCACCACCACCUUCCAAGUCCCCAAGCAUUUCCAUGUGCCAGCUUCUGAAGAAACCAACAUCUACAGGAAACUCCCCAUCUAUAAGAGACAAGACAUCUCUGCCUCUCCAACAGCGAAUAAGAGUAAGACCAAUGAGAAUCUCAUCAAUUCCAGUCGCCUUUCCUCCGCCAACUGUAACAGCAUUUAUCACCCAGGCUCCAACUACUAUCCCUAUACUGGCUCUCCAAAAGUCUCCAGAGUGAGGAGGUUUUCGUCUGGGGGAGAAGAGGAUGGAUGGAACCACAAUAUCAACAGGGGAAUUGGCAGGAUGAUUCUGAAGGAGGAGAUGAAGGCGCGGUCAGGUUGUCACGACAAUGACCCGUGGGGGAGCAGACGCAGUUCCCGCUGUAGCAGCAAGGAGGCACUGAACAAUCUGGGAUACAGCUCCCUCAAUGGCUCUCCCAGGUCCGUCUACAGUGCAGACAGCGACUCAUACAUUGCCAAAUCGGCCUCGUUGCCAGGCUAUGGCAGAAAUGGACUAAACAGGCCUGGGAGUGCGGGUGCAGAUUAUUACCAGCAUGACAGCAGCAAUGCAGUUAACUGGCAGAUCAGAGAAUAUAAGAUCUACCCAUAUGAAGCCCUAAUGGUGUCAGUCAGAGGACAGCAGCGUCUCCCCAGUGACGUGGACCGAGCCAGACUGGAGCGUCACCUCUCACCAGAGGAGUUCUUCAGAGUCUUUGGCAUGUCCAUGUCUGCCUUUGACCGUCUUGCUCAGUGGAAAAAGAACGAACUUAAGAAACAGGUCCGACUCUUUUGAGAGAAUGAAGUCACUGGGAC
Molecule: messenger RNA, 2231 nt
Organism: Toxotes jaculatrix (banded archerfish)
Lineage: Eukaryota; Metazoa; Chordata; Actinopteri; Toxotidae
Product: actin-binding LIM protein 3-like
Exons: 23
Coding region: 121-2211 (696 amino acids)
Biological process (GO): cilium assembly; cytoskeleton organization; lamellipodium assembly
Cellular component (GO): actin cytoskeleton; stress fiber
Molecular function (GO): actin filament binding
Source: RefSeq, a predicted model, not a curated record